AUGUUUUCAACUAUAGUCGACGUCAUUGAGAUGAUUGCUACUGAUACUACAAGUACCGGAACAAGAGGUCGUCCACGGCGUGAGACAGUGACAAAUUUGCAUCAUUUUCGUGUGGAAAUGUUUUAUGCCGUCAUUGAUAUUAAUUCAUUUGCUGCUUUUGACAAGAUCAAAUUGAUUCGACUAUGUCAGUAUUAUCCGGUAGAUUUUGAUGCAGCAGAUAUCCUAGAACUUGAUGAUCAACUAGAUAUAUAUAUUCUUGAUAUGCGCACUUCUGAAAACUUUGAAGAAUUACAAGGAGCGAGCUUGGACAGAAAUUGGUUGUGA
Messenger RNA from Olea europaea var. sylvestris, 324 nucleotides. RefSeq lists its product as uncharacterized. The coding region runs from base 1 to 324 and encodes 107 amino acids. NCBI's taxonomy places the organism in Eukaryota, Viridiplantae, Streptophyta, Magnoliopsida, Lamiales, Oleaceae. The transcript is spliced from 3 exons. The record is from RefSeq and is a predicted model, not a curated record.